Molecule: messenger RNA, 3079 nt
Organism: Mercurialis annua (annual mercury)
Lineage: Eukaryota; Viridiplantae; Streptophyta; Magnoliopsida; Malpighiales; Euphorbiaceae
Product: crossover junction endonuclease MUS81
Exons: 15
Coding region: 129-2159 (676 amino acids)
Biological process (GO): resolution of meiotic recombination intermediates; mitotic intra-S DNA damage checkpoint signaling; DNA catabolic process
Cellular component (GO): nucleus; Holliday junction resolvase complex
Molecular function (GO): crossover junction DNA endonuclease activity; DNA binding; 3'-flap endonuclease activity
Source: RefSeq, a predicted model, not a curated record
AACUUUCAAACUUCCUGGCGCGGUUUCUCUCUCUGCCACUCCAAAUCAAAACAAAACCCUAAUUCCCAACCAUUUCAAUUCCCCAAUCAAAUCAAUGAUCCUGUAGAAAUUCACCCUUCUUUUACAAAAUGCAGAACCAGAAACGGAUAACGUGCCCCGAAAACGAACCAUUAGCGGCGUACAUGCUGCAAAAAAGGCAAGAAAUCGCCGAUAAACCAAAAGGGAUAUCUGACAACUUAGACACAACUCUUUCUAAAGCUUACAACAGUGUCUGCACUGCAAACUCACCUAUCACUAAUCUCAAGGACUUAUCUCAAAUCAAGGGUAUCGGUAAAUGGAUUCUGAAGCUAAUGCAGGGGUUUUUCAAUAGUGAUCAUGGAAGUUCCGAACUAGAAGACUUGACCGACAAAGUUAAGAAAGGGAAGGAGGCGAAACGAUACAUGCCUCAAAAGAGUUCCGUGGCAUAUGCGUUACUAAUUACCCUCUACAGGGAGACUUCAGAUGGCAAUGAAUUUAUGCGUAAGCAGGAACUUAUAGAUGCAGCUGAAGCAAGUGGGCUAUCUCGAGCUCCUAUUAUGCCUGACAAAGGGAGAGGAAAACAGACACAAUUUGGAAGUUCUCCUCGGGACUGGUAUACUGGGUGGAGUUGCAUGAAAACAUUGAUAACCAAAGGAUUGGUUGUUAAAUCAAGUUGCCCAGCUAAGUUCAUGCUGACUGAGGAAGGACAUGAAGCAGCUCGUGAAUGCCUCAUGAGAUCUCGUCUGCCAGAUCCUAGAGAGGUUUCCCUUUCAGCUAUUGUGGGGGAGCCUUCCGAUGCAGACAUGAAGAAUGCAUCAAAUCUAGAAUCUAAUCACUCUGACUUAGCUGGAGCAGUGACAUCGUCAUCUAUUGGUGUAAGCAGACAGAAGAAACCAAUAGAUGUUCCUCUUGAAUCUCUUCAGAGGUUUUUACGCAUGGGAUACUCUAAGGAACAGGUUCUCCAUGCUUUCGCUGAAGUCUCAAAAGAAACUGCUCCGAACAAGGAUAUUUCAUCUCUCUGGCCGUCAGUUUUGUGUCGUCUACGAGAAGAUGAAGUUUAUGGUCUGCAUUCAGAGUCUCAGAGUUUCAGAAAGCAUUCCCAGUUGACGACAACAACCUGUAAAUAUGUAAAUGGUCAAAUGGAUCUUGUUGGUAAUGAGAGUGUAAUGGAUUUAACUUCUGCUGAUGGAAAAACAUCAGAUUCAUAUUCAGUCCGCUCUGCACCUGAUUCAUUUUCCUUGAGAACAUGCUCAUCAUCGGAUUAUCAUGUGAAAAAGUCAAGUUUUGAUGGUCUAGAAGCAAAGUUGAACACUUUAAGCAUGCCACCUCUGAGCUUAGGUGAAAGAUUUGAGGAUUUAUAUGAAGUAAUCUUAGUAUUGGAUGACAGAGAGCAGUUUGCUGUUCAGGGGUCAAAGCGUAGUAAACUUAUCGAAAGCAUUUGUAAAGAACAUAAAAUCAAAAUAGUGGUUAGGCGCUUACCUGUUGGAGAUGGAAUAUGGAUAGCUCGCCAUAAGUAUCACCACAGUGAAUAUGUUCUAGAUUUUAUAGUUGAGAGGAAAAAAGUUGACGACUUGCGCUCUUCAAUCAGGGAUCACCGUUAUAAAGAUCAGAAACUAAGACUUCUGAGAUGCGGACUUAAGAAGCUGAUAUAUCUUGUGGAAGGCGAUCCAAAUUUUUGUGAAGCAGCUGAAAGUAUCAAAACAGCCUGUUUUACAACAGAGAUUCUGGAAGGAUUUGAUGUGCAGAGAACAAGUUGCUUGCGUGAUACACUCAAGAAGUAUGGAUAUCUAACUCAUUCCAUUGCUCUGUAUUAUCGUUCGCAGCUACCUGCUGAUAAGCCCAAAUGCAACGAGGUCUGUCCUCCUUUUGAUGAAUUUAUUAAAAGGUGUCAAGACCUGGAGAAGAUGACAGUCAGUGAUGUAUUUGCCAUUCAGCUCAUGCAGGUCCCACAGGUAACAGAAGAAAUUGCCAUUGCUGUUCUAGAUCUGUACCCAACAAUUAUCUCUCUUGCACGUGCCUAUUCUCAACUUGAUGGCGACGUUUGUGCACAAGAGGAGAUGCUUAGGAAGCACAGUAACAAUGCCAUCAGCGCCACCGCUAGUAGAAAUAUUUUCCGAUUGGUUUGGGGCAAUGACCAUUGAGAGGGUGGGAAGUUGUCCAAGCGAAAGCCAGCCAUUCCGAUAACUGUAUGCACUGGGGCUACAUAGUUGCUGUGAUCGUAUGUGUCUGUCCCAUUUGCAUCUUUGGUAGGCAUAGCCAAGCAUUUUGAUUUGGAAACAGAACAGCUUCUUUCGUAAUUGUGAACAUGGCCGACUAGCACUAGAUCGACCUUGAACUCUACUAGUAAUGGCUCCACAAAGACGACAAACUUUCCGUCCACGCUUAACAUAUCAGAUGAGUACAUAGGUCUAUGCCUGCAUUUAUGAAAUUAUUAUAAUUUGUUUUGCAAUUAUUAUUCAUUUGCUUUACUUAGUGCUGAAUGAACCUCAACUUACCCUGUGAAGAUUAACCAAGGAGUUCUUGAGCGAUUAACUGAAGCCAUGUCCAUUCUCAUCCAUUGAUACUGUUCAGAACUUGGAGACCAGUCAUUUUCCGUUGACAUGACCACAAAAUGGACACUUCCUUGUUCAAUGGAAUACCAUGGCUUAUCCUUAGCAUAUGUUGGCAUUGGAAAAUAUUUCUCGUAAGGAACUCCGCAUUCUCCCCCUGAGUCAGGAGUUCCAUAAACCCCUCCCGAUUGUAUAUAAUCUCUGAAAAGGUUUUUCCGUAUUAGUAUCCUAUAGGAGCAACAUAGAGAGUUCGAAUGCUCAUUUGAAAGUAGAAAAACAUAAAUCUGUCACCUUUCAUGGUUUCCCAUUGCAGUCAUGUAAGAAACUCGAGAAGCGACCGGGUUGAUUUGGUGUAGAAAAUAGUCCCAUUCAACUAAGAAUCCGGUUGCAUAGCUUAUAUCUCCAAUGUGGAAGAUGGAGUCUGCAUUUCCAUAUUUUAGUUCUUCAGCUAUAGCAUCAAUCACUGAUAUGGAUCCUGGCUGCAUACAUUUAUAUACUGUGCAAUUAACCUC